AUGUCUUCCCCAUCAUUCAUCAGAGUUUCAUCAACACAUUUUACAUGGGGAGACAAGCCAUACUUUCUUGUCGGUGCCAAUUAUUGGCAAGCGAUGAAUCUAUCCAUGUCGACAGGAAAUAGAGCGAGAGUGCUUCAAGAUUUGGAGAAAUUGAAACAAAUGGGCAUCAAUAAUGUGAGAAUCAUGGCCGGAAGCGAAGGGCCUAAUGAAGAACCGUUUAGAAUGAAGCCGGCUUUGAUGAAGGAACCAAAUGUAUACGAUGAGGACGUGUUUAAAGGUUUAGACUGGUUCUUGGAUCAACUGACCAAGUUUGAUAUGACCGCUACGAUGACUCUCUCAAACUUUUGGCAAUGGUCUGGCGGCUUUGCGCAAUACGUAUCUUGGUGCGACCCCACACAUCCCCCCAUUCCAUACCCGACAUCUUCAGAUUUCACAGCCUUUGAACGCUUUGCGGCUCGCUUCUAUUCCGAUCCUUCCAUCUAUUCCGCCUGCCAGUCACUUUACCAGCAUCACAUCAAGACGGUCCUCACGCGCAGAAACACAUUUAACGGGAAGUUGUACAAGGAAGAUCCCGUAAUAUUCGCGUGGGAGUUGGCAAACGAACCACAAAUAGUUUUGGGAGAUAAUGGGAGAAAGAUCGUCAGGACUUGGAUCGAAGAAAGUGCAAGGGUGAUCAAGGAUCUGGAUGCAAAUCAUUUGGUGACGACGGGAGCCGAAGGGAAGAAUGGGAAAGAGUGGUUUCUGGAAAUGCACGAGUGCAGCAAUAUCGAUUAUGCAAGUGCUCACGUUUGGGUAGAAAAUUGGGGAUAUUACAAUUCAAAUGAUCCAUCAACCGAGAAUUACUCGCGAGCAGAAAAUUUCAUGUUGACUUUUAUUGAUAAUGUUAGCAAAUGGUCUACGGAAGAGUUGGGAAAACCCGUAUAUCUUGCAGAGUAUGGCCUUGCAAGAGACGGUUGGCUUCCUGUAUCCAAAUACUCCCCAUCAGCAUCGACAACAAAUCGUAAUAAAUACUAUAGCUCACUAAUGAACAAAGUUUUGUCACUCGAGAAAUCACGCUCUUUUAGUGGACAGGCAUUUUGGGCAUAUUCCGGAAUUGCGAGACCGAACGAUUCGCCACCUCAAUGGUUGGGUGAUCCGCCUCACGAGCCUGCUGGCUGGUAUUCGGUGUACGAUGCCGAUGAAGAGACAUUGCAGAUAAUAAGAGAACAUUCAGAUAAAGUCAAAAAGUUGGCGGAAUGA
Messenger RNA from Paraglomus occultum, 1239 nucleotides. Lineage: Eukaryota; Fungi; Glomeromycota; Glomeromycetes; Paraglomerales; Paraglomeraceae. The record is from the annotation of a GenBank genome assembly.